AUGGGAACAAAACAAGAAACAGCUCUAGCUGCUCUAAAAACACUGUCAACAUUUCUGGAGCCAUUUCUUCCUAUUGUAAACACACACAUGGUUCACUUUUAUACUGAUCAAGUAUUUGAAAAAUUAAGUCAAGAUUUGCAGUCAGAUUUGAUGGCACUCUCCGAUACUCAGAUUGCUGAGCUUCCCAACGAUUAUCUGAACAUCAGUAAAAGCAAACCAGUUCACAUUGCCUCAAAUUUACUCCAGCUAAUGGAAGAUAUUGAUGAACAUAAUUUAGAUUCUUUAAAUGUUCUUGAUGAUCUCCCGUCAGUGUGGAAAGAGAUGGAUAUAAAGCCCUUAACUUCGUUGAUCCAUUUUGAUAAAUUCAUGACGGUGAAAAAAUCUCACGAGGUUGGAGCCCUUUGCGAUACGAUAGCAUCGUUUGCAAAUUAUACUGAUAGCAAACUGAUUGUUGAUUUGGGUUGCGGAAAAGGAGCGCUAGCAUCGAUGCUAUCACUGAAUCACGGAUUAUACGUCUCAGGUAUCGAUGCUGCCGGUUUUAGCGCUCAUGCAGAGGAGGGAAGACAAUCUAUGCUUCAAAAGACAUUCAAAAGUCAUGUGAAAAAAGCACGUCUUACAGAAGAUGAAGAAGCCGUUGAUUUGUCAGUAAGAUUUAGGCGCUCAACGUUGUACUUAUCAAACAAUUUCGACAUCCGUCCUCUAAUUGAAGAAUGCAGUCAAUAUUUUCAACAGUCAUUUAACCAAGUUGGUUUAGUGGGUCUACAUACUUGUGGAAAUCUGGCUUCAACUUCAGUGCAGCUGUUCGUGAAUUCGCCCGAGUCUCGUUUCUUGUGCAACGUUGGCUGCUGUUAUCAUCUCUUAGACGAAUUUUUCGACAAAAGUAACAGUGGACUUGAACAGGGUUUUCCCCUUAGCAGCCAUUUGAAAUCAAAGAGUUUUUUCCUGGGACGGAACGCCCGAAUGGUCUCUUCGCAGCCGCUAGAACGAUACGCUACGCGCAAACAAAUGCAACCUGAUGUUCUUUUCUAUCGCUCACUUCUACAAGUUAUUCUCGAAGAAAAAUUCCCUUCAACGGAUUCAGUUGAAUUUCAAGUGGGGCGUCUGCGUAAACCUGUCAAUAACUUUCGAGAAUACCUUCAGUGGGCAACAAAAAAGUUAAAGUUGAGUUUAGAGUUGACGGAUGAAGAAAUCGAAGCAUAUCUGACCCGUUACAAUGGAGAUAAACGAAGACAUUUGUAUGCCUUCUUUCAACUUCGUCUACUGCUGGCCAGUUUAGUUGAAUAUGUCAUUUUGCUAGAUCGACUAGUUUACCUUACAGAACAGGAAGUUGUAAGCAAUUCUUUCUUGGUACGGAUAUUUUCGCCCGUGACAUCUCCACGUUGCUACGCCCUCCUAGCCUUUAAGAAGCUCAAAGAAAAAUCCAUUUAAACUGUGUAAUGAAUGAGCGAUUAAUGAAAAUAUAAAUUCUUCCGAGUUGGCGACACCAGAAAA
Daphnia pulex (common water flea) is the source of this 1491-nucleotide messenger RNA. Its product is annotated as probable methyltransferase-like protein 25. Lineage: Eukaryota; Metazoa; Arthropoda; Branchiopoda; Diplostraca; Daphniidae. The coding region runs from base 1 to 1428 and encodes 475 amino acids. The record is from RefSeq and is a predicted model, not a curated record. The transcript is spliced from 4 exons.